Molecule: messenger RNA, 1256 nt
Organism: Puntigrus tetrazona (Sumatra barb)
Lineage: Eukaryota; Metazoa; Chordata; Actinopteri; Cypriniformes; Cyprinidae
Gene: nme4
Product: NME/NM23 nucleoside diphosphate kinase 4
Exons: 5
Coding region: 158-739 (193 amino acids)
Biological process (GO): GTP biosynthetic process; UTP biosynthetic process; CTP biosynthetic process
Molecular function (GO): nucleoside diphosphate kinase activity
Source: RefSeq, a predicted model, not a curated record
GCUAUGAUUGGACGCGUGACUUUGACCUGUCAGGUGAACGACCGCGCGCCCGCGUGCCUAACGGUCCCGGGGGUUAAAAGCGUCGGGGGCCGCUCGUAAGCUUUGGAGCGGUGAAAGCGCCACUCGGUGAAGUUUUCGGACACGUCUGACCUGGGAAAUGAAAAUGAUGGCCGCGCGGUUUGCGCUGUGCGUGCGCGUCGCGCGAGCGGCCAGAGCGAGCUCCACGCGCGUUUUGGGACUGGGACUCGCGCGCAGCCUCAGCAGUGACUCAGAUUUUUCCGGCGUCGGAGAACGGACUCUGGUAGCCGUGAAGCCCGACGGCGUUCAGAGGCGUCUGAUCGGCGAGAUCAUAAAGCGCUUCGAGCAGCGAGGAUUCCGAUUGGUCGGCCUGAAGAUGCUGCAGGCUUCUGACAAGCUUUUAGCUCAGCAUUACGUCUCACUGCAGAGGAAACCCUUCUACUCCAGCCUGCUCUACUACAUGACCUCAGGCCCCAUAGUCGCCAUGGUGUGGGAGGGGCAUAAUGUAGUGAGGUCAUCACGUAAACUGGUGGGAGACACGGACCCCGCCGAAGCCGCUCCGGGAACUAUUAGAGGAGACUUCAGCGUUCACAUCAGCAGAAAUGUCAUCCACGCAUCCGAUUCAGUGGAGGGGGCGGAGCGGGAGAUCUCCCUCUGGUUUCAUCGCUCGGAGCUCAUCGACUGGGAGGGAUGCGAUCACAAAAACGUUUAUCACAUGUGAGUGUCGGUUUGAGACGUCUGUGCGUUGAACGGACUCUGCUCAAUUUCCGUAAUAGCAGAGGAUGCUAAUUACAUGCAGUUUUUGGACCGCGAAUGAGAUGUUGUCAUUUUAAAACGAUCCGAUGUAAAUAGAUUGAAAUGUUCUAUUUUAUUAGAAAUAUUUAAGAAAUGCAAAGACCUUUUGGAGAAAAUGUUUACAAAAGGUGCCCUUGAAUAAUAGACUUUUAAUUUAGCUUUCGACGCACAAGUCUUAAUGGUUCCUAAUUGUUCCUUAAAAGCUAUUUUUGUUUUAUUUCUACGGUGCUGAUCAAUAUAACGAACUAAACGAUGUACUUUAAUACUGUCUCUUUUAAUACUAAUAAAAAAAAAUAAACAUUUUUAUCAGAUGCUUGUCAUCCAAACCCAGUCCCUUCACUCGGGAAAAUGCAUUAAAUAUGCAGUAAAUAAUUAAUAAUAAUAUUGUUAAUUUAAUUAAACGUGACAAAGGUGCAUCAAAUAAAUGUCUGCUGCAACACAAA